Messenger RNA from Onychomys torridus (southern grasshopper mouse), 3119 nucleotides. It is a transcript of the gene Rbbp8, whose product is annotated as RB binding protein 8, endonuclease. NCBI's taxonomy places the organism in Eukaryota, Metazoa, Chordata, Mammalia, Rodentia, Cricetidae. Gene Ontology annotation, cellular component: site of double-strand break. Bases 304 to 2973 code for a protein of 889 amino acids. Gene Ontology annotation, molecular function: double-strand/single-strand DNA junction binding; damaged DNA binding; flap-structured DNA binding. Gene Ontology annotation, biological process: DNA double-strand break processing involved in repair via single-strand annealing; double-strand break repair via homologous recombination. The record is from RefSeq and is a predicted model, not a curated record. The transcript has 19 exons.
CCCGCGUGACGUCACGUGACGCCGCAGGGCUCGGGCCGGGCGGGGCCGGCCGCCCUCCGGCCUUCCUCGGGGAGGCUCUGGCCGUCCCGGCGCGGGCUCGGCCGCCCGGCGACAAAAGGGAGCAGCGAGCGGCGGGGCCUUCCCGGCCCGGAGGACAUCCGCUGUCUGCCUUGGGCUCCCGCGGGCUUUCCAGGGAGGCUCGGAGCUGCAUUUCAGUAAUCCAGAGACAACUUCACACCUAUGUAAGGCAACAAGGAAGGCCAGGAAACCUCAGCAGACGGAAGUGUGAAGCCUGAUUAGAAGAUGAGCAUUUCGGGAAGCAGCUGCGGAAGCCCCAACUCUGCAGAUGUGUCCAGUGACUUCAAGGAACUCUGGACAAAACUAAAAGAAUAUCAUGACAAGGAAGUACAAGGUUUACAAAUAAAAGUAACCAAACUGAAAAAGGAACGAAUUUUAGAUGCACAAAGACUAGAAGAAUUCUUCACCAAAAAUCAGCAGCUGAGAGACCAACAGAAAGUCCUUCAGGAAACCAUUAAAAUUUUAGAAGAUAGGUUAAGAGCAGGACUGUGUGACCGCUGUGCGGUAACAGAAGAGCAUAUGCACAAAAAGCAGCAGGAGUUUGAGAAUAUCCGGCAGCAGAACCUCAAGCUUAUCACAGAGCUUAUGAAUGAAAAAAAUGUUCUUCAGGAAGAAAACAAAAAGCUUUCUGAGCAGCUGCAGCAGAAAAUUGAAAAUGAUCAACAGGAUCAAGUAGCUGAGCUUGAAUGUGAGGAAAACAUUAUUCCAGAUUCACCAAUAACAUCCUUUUCAUUUUCUGGCACUAACCGGCUACGAAGAAAGGAGAAUCUCCAUGUCCGAUACAUAGAACAAACACAUACUAAAUUGGAGCACUCUGUAUGUACAAAUGAAUUAAGAAAAAUGUCCAAGGCUUUAGCUCCUGCACCACGGAACUCUGAGGAGCAUGAAAUUCUAGUGGCUGACACUUGCAGUCAAAGCCACUCACCACUUUCUAAAAUAUGUGGAUCAAGCAGUUAUCCCACUGAUAAGUCACCUUUUAAUUUAGACACUGUUGUUGCUGAAACACUUGGAAUUAAUGUUCAAGAAGAAUCUGAACACCAAGGUCCUACAAGCCCUCUUGGGGAUGAGCUCUACCACUGUCUUGAAGGAGAUCACAAAAAACAGCCUUCGGGCGAAUCUGCAGGAAGUAGUGAAGACAGUUUAAGAUGUGCAGACGCUGUGGCAAAGACACCUCCCCAAGAAUUUACUAUUCGGGCUUCAUCACCUGUGUUUGGAGCUACCUCUACUGUGAAAACUCAUUUGGGUUUGAAUACAAGUUUCUCCCCUUCUCUCUUAGACAUUGGGAAAAGAAACCUUUUGAAGACAGCUCCCUUUAGCAACAUUUCUGUUUCUAAAUCAGAGAAAGCUAGGUCAAAAUCUGAGGACAGUGCUCUUUUCACACAUCAUAGUCUUGGAUCUGAAGUGAACAAGGUCAUUAGCCAAUCAUUACCUAAGAAGCAGAUACUUAUGAAUAAAAAUGUAAGUGAAUCCGUAGAUGAGCAGGGCAGUACUGAUCACAUUAAACACAUUAUUACUGAUAAGUGCUUGGUGCCUUUGAAAUCACUGGGAGGCAAAGCAUCAAAAAGGAAGAAGGCUGAGGAAGAGAGUGACCGUGCAGUAAACUGUCCCCAGACUUGUUUUGAUAAGGAAAACACUCUGCCUUUCCCAGUGGAGAAUCAGUUCUGCAUGAAUGGAGACCACGUGAUGGAUAAACCCCUGGACCUGUCAGAUCGGUUUGCAGCUGCCCAACGUCAAGAGAAGAGCCACGGGAAUGAAACUUUUAAAAGCAAGUUUAAACAAGUGACUGUUUGUGAGGCCUUGAAGCCUGUCCCAAAGGGCUCUUCCUCAGGUCGUAAAGCCUUGAGUGGGGCCUGCAUAUUAGCCAGAGAUCCUUCAGAGGUGUCCUGUUUACAGCAGUGUGGCCUGCAGUCCUCUGGUAAAGUCUCUCCAGACCCUAAAAUGCCAGUGCAGACAAAAGAGGAAAGGCCUGCUGUCUUCAAAACCCCUCUGUGCUCACAGGAGAGUUUGGAGACAGAGAGUCGUCUUAGUGACGCGAAGGGUACUGGUUCUCUUGUGCCAACCAAAGUAAAAAACAGAUCAGUCCAUGGAGGAUGUGAGCCUGCAUCAGUUCUUCAGUUAAAUCCCUGUAGAGUUGCUAAAACAAAGCCUCCGCCAAACAACCAAGAUGUGUCCUUUGAAAAUAUCCAGUGGAGUGUAGAUCCAGGAGCAGACCUUUCUCAGUAUAAAAUGGAUGUUACUGUAAUAGAUACAAAGGGUGGCAGUCAUUCUCGAUUAGGAGAAACGGUGGACAUGGACUGCACAUUGGUCAGUGAAACCGUGCUUUUAAAGAUGAAGAGACAAGAGCACGAAGCAGAAACUCCAAAUGGAGACAUAAAGAUGAAUGAUAGCUUAGAAGAAAUGUUUGACCAGACAACACAUGAAGAAUAUGAAUCCUUCCCCCAAGGACCAGAUGAGGAAGAAUUGUCUGCUGCGGCAAAGAAACCAAACAUACAUGGUGAUCAACAAGAUAAAGUCAAGCAGAAAGCAUUCGUGGGGCCGUAUUUUCAAGAGAAAGAGAGAGAAAGUAGCAUACAGAAUUUUCCUCAUAUUGAGGUAGUUCGGAAAAAAGAAGAGAGAAGAAAAUUGCUUGGACACACAUGUAAGGAAUGUGAAAUUUACUAUGCAGAUAUGCCCCCUGAAGAAAGAGAAAAGAAGUUGGCUUCCUGCUCCCGACACCGAUUUCGCUACAUUCCACCCAGCACACCAGAGAAUUUCUGGGAAGUUGGUUUUCCUUCUACUCAGACAUGUCUGGAAAGGGGUUAUAUAAAGGAAGAUCUCGAUCUUUGCCCUCGUCCCAAAAGACGGCAGCCUUACACUGCAGUGUUUUCUCCAAAAGGCAAGGAACAGAGGACCUAGAUGUUGGAGCAAAAGCAGAGCAGAAGACUUUUUUUUUUUUCAUGUUAGCUAUUUAUAGUUAAAGUUGUAAUAAACAUUGAUCUUUGGUUUUUUGAUCUUCUAUAAAUUGUUUAUAAAUGAAUUUUUAUUAAAAAUGUUUAAAGUAA